CUUAGUUCACUUAGAGCAGGUCUUCAAGGUUCUUCCUUUUUCUUCUUCAUCCAUGGGGGUGAGCAGGCCCAAACAGCGGAAGAAGCCCUGCUCCAUACAGAGUCUGACACUGGAGAUCCCUGCUGUCCGUAUGACUCGUUUCAACUUUUUUCAAGCUGUUGUUCCAUGUACAUGGGUUUCCUCUCUGAGUAGUUUUCCUCCCUCACGCUGGUGACGCCAUUCAGGACACUGGUGCAGUCCAGCUGACGGAAGGCACCCUCACCACAUUUGCACCUCCUUGCAAAGCUGGACGAGGCGAGGAGCUAUUGCUGGUACCACCUCUAAACACAGCUUUCUGGAGGCCAAUGCUUUUUUGAGGCUUCAUACGGGAUGCUGGCCUUUCGUACCUCUUCCCAGGAGAAACAGGAAUUUAAUCUGGCGGGGUCCCCUGUGUCUCUCCGCCCGGUGCCCAUUCCUAGGGGCCACCGGAGUCCUGUGUGUCUGCCGGAGGCUCCUUACUUCCUGCUGCCCCCCCGCAAUGCUGCCGUUCACCCUGGGGACAAGGCUACAUUCUAUGUCAAGGUUCAAGGCAACCCUGAGCCUUCUGUGAUCUUCUUCCACACGGGGGCACAAGUGGAUCACUAUGUGCACCCUUACAACCUCUGCCGCCUGGGCCACGGUGUCCACAUCCUCACCGUUGUGGAUGUAAGCCCUGCCACUGCAGGUCGCUACACAUGUGAAGUUACCAACUCCGCUGGCCAGGUCCAGAUGAGCUUCCGCCUGGAGCUGAAAAAUCAAGUGGGUGAAUCUGCGAAACAUAUACUGAGCAGUUCUCAGUUAAGCUGUGUUGCUUGUGGUGUCAGCUGCCAGGAGGAAGUGCUUCGGAGAUGUUCACUCAGUAUGCGACUGCGAUACCACAGCUGGGGAGAAAGUCACCCUCGUUUUGUGACCAAGCCAUGCAGCGUUACAGCGAAGGAGGGUGAGAGGGUGGAGUUCAAGGCUCGCAUCACAGGGCGACCUCCUCCCUCUGUUAGUUGGCUGAAGGACUCCAUGGUUCUGCCCAGCACCUCUACAAUCCAUUCCUUCUUCUCUUCUGGCUUCCACCUGCUGCAGCUGGGCAAGGUGCAGAGGGAUGAUCAAGGCCUGUACACAUGUCGACUGUCAAGCAUGGCAGGGGAGGCCAGCGCAUCUGCACAGCUCACUGUCACAGAAGCCAAUCCAUGCAGUAUUCUGACCCACAGCUGUACUUCAAAUGAGAUGUACCUGCAGCCCUCAGUGCAGGACCAAGACAGCUCCGCUGGCGGCGGCAGUCUGGGCAACGGGCCCACCCCGGGGACAGUGGUCUCCAGGAGCAGGACAUAUCCGGUUCAACUGGCCACAGAGAACAAGCCAGGUCCUGCUGCAGAGUUGAACCCCCCUCGCUUCACUGAGCCCCUCAAGGAUUGUACGGUGGACGAAGGCUGUGACAUCGUACUGCAUGGGGUCCUUGCGGGAAGCCAGCCCUUUCACAUCUCUUGGCUGCACAAUGGCGAGCCUGUGCACUUUGGGACACCCUCACUAGAUGGGGUCGUGGUAAGGCUAGUGGUGGACGACUGCUUGCCCGAGGAUGCUGGCGCAUACACCUGUGUGGCAGAGAAUGCAGCAGGCAAGACAUCCAGCAGUGCAGCGGUGUGUGUUCGAGAUUACGAAACCAUAUGUGCGAUCCACAACAAGAAGUCAGUCACUCCCCCACUACCCAAUUGCAUUCUGGAGAGCAAAAGCUGGACAUUUGCUCACGGUCCAGAGAACAACAGUACCCAGCAGGAGCGGAAGGAGCAAAAGACCCUGCGGAGCUUUCCCGUGACGCAUAAGAAAGGAAUUACUCCAAAGAGGAGAGCCAGUUCAGGAACAGGGCUGCCUGUGCAGCUGAAGGACCCCCCAAAGCAAGUGGAGGUGCGAGCUGGGGAAACCGCUCGGCUGCAGUGCUGCUUCAGCAGCAGCUUCCCAGUGGCAGCCUGCUGGAUACAUAACAAAGACCAGGUGGUGGAUGGUUCUCGGAUCUGGGUGGAGAACGGGGACAAGCACAGCACACUGGUCGUUGCAGAGGCACAGGCCAGUGACGUGGGCAGCUACAUAAUCGUGGUCCGGGACCGCAAGGGCUGGGUCCAGCAUGCUGUCAGCCUCACGGUUAUUGACCGUCCCCAGCCGCCAGCCUCCUGCCCCGUCAUCUCACAGAUCUCCGGUAGUUCCCUGGUGCUCUCGUGGUCAGGACCCUGCUACGAUGGGGGCAGUGCCAUUGUUGGGUACGUGGUGGAGACAAAAAAGGAGGGUCCCGGAGAACCAGGGGAAUGGAAGGAGCUGACAGGCUGCUGCCGGAGCACCUCAUACCGGGUGCGUUCAGGACUCGAGCCCCUGUGCGAGUACAGCUUCCGAGUGCGAGCUUACAACGCAGUGGGGAUCAGCAGGCCCAGCAAGGAGUCAGACAUCAUCAAGAUGGACACUGAAGGUAAAGUGCAGGAAGAGCCUCAGGUAUAUGAAGACUUUGUCAUCGACACCACUAACAAGGUCACGGAUCACUACACUGUGUUGGAGAGGCUGGGCAUGGGCAAGUUUGGCCAGGUGUUCCAGCUGGUCCACAAGGAGAGCGGCCGGGUGUGCGCCGGAAAGUUUUAUAAGGGUCGGCGGUCUAUGGAAAGGGAAGCAGCUCGCCGUGAGAUACAGCUGAUAAAGAGUCUGCACCAUCCAAAGCUGGUCCAGUGCCUGGGAGCCUACGACAGUCGCUCAGAGAUUGUCAUGGUGAUGGAGUACGUUGCUGGUGGAGAGCUGUUCGAGCGCAUUGUGGAUGACAACUUCGAGCACACGGAGCCCACCAGCGCACGUUACAUGCAGCAGAUCCUGGAAGGCAUGCGCUACAUCCAUCAGCGAAACAUCGUGCACCUGGACCUCAAACCCGAGAACGUGGUAUGUGUAGACAGUUCCGGGACAAACAUCAAGAUCAUUGACUUCGGACUGGCCAGCAAGCUGGAUCCAACCACCCCGCUGAAGAUUAUGCAAGGGACUCCAGAGUUUGUAGCUCCAGAGGUGAUCAGUUUUGAGCCUGUGGAGCUGGCAACUGACAUGUGGAGUGUUGGAGUUAUCUGCUACAUUCUGCUGAGUGGAGAGUCGCCAUUCCAGGGCAACAGCGAGUCCGAGACCCUGGCGCUGGUGACGGCCGCAGAGCUAGAGUUUGACGAGGACUUCAAGGAGAUUUCUGAUCAGGCCAGGGACUUCAUCAGCAACCUGGUGAAGAAGGAUGUUAGGCGCAGACUCUCCUGUGAUGAGGCUCUGGCCCACCCCUGGAUGGCUAGCUUUGCCACGGCUAACCCACGGUACACAAAGACACUCCCAAAGGAGAAGAUGAAGAAGUACCUGGCCAAGCAGAAGUGGAAGAAAACAGGGAAAGCCCUUCUUGCUCUCAAGAGGCUGGCUCUGCUCUCCAGUAAGGUGGAUGGAACCAGCAGACCUACCAGUCCUGGUGAAGACCCAGGUUUGACACCAGAGGUUGAGAAGGCUUUGAAGUCCCUGGAGGAGAAGCUGUUGUCUCAACCCUAUUUCUCCCAGCCUCUGAUGGACCAAGUCGUCCCACGGGGCUCCACAGUCCAUUUAAUCUGCAACAUCCAGGGAUACCCUGACCCAGAGGUGGAGUGGCUGAAGGAGGAGGAGUCGCUGAAGGAGUCAUCCCGUCUGCGUGUCGAGUAUGAGGAAGAUGGUUCCUGCAUGCUGCUCCUUGCUGAUGCUGAGUCAGGCGACUCAGGUCUCUACACCUGCAGAGCCGCCAACAGCCAGGGGGAAGCGCACUGUUCGGCAAGGCUCUCUGUGGAGGGCUAGAAGGCUGGGAGAUCUUCUGCACUGACAGACAACUUUAAACCCAUCUAGCACUUGGUCCAGGUGGGAAAACCUGCACAUUUGUGUAAAUUUGGACCCAUCAGGAAACAGAAUUCCUUUCAUCCUUAUUCUGCACUUUCUGCUUACAAGCACUUGUCUAAUAACAUUUUCAGGUUUGAAACUGCUUUGACAACAUUUUGUGUUUUCAUUGGGAUCAUAGUCCUCCAACAGCACAAAAUGCUGUAAAGAAAAAUUACAGCCAGGUAUAUUUUUUAGCCAACAUGUCAUGCACUGGUUAAAUUUUCUCAUUUUACACAUUUAAAAGG
Messenger RNA from Scleropages formosus (Asian bonytongue), 4148 nucleotides. Its product is annotated as myosin light chain kinase, smooth muscle-like. Lineage: Eukaryota; Metazoa; Chordata; Actinopteri; Osteoglossiformes; Osteoglossidae. The coding region runs from base 370 to 3825 and encodes 1151 amino acids. The record is from RefSeq and is a predicted model, not a curated record. The transcript has 25 exons. Gene Ontology annotation, biological process: protein phosphorylation. Gene Ontology annotation, molecular function: protein kinase activity; protein binding; ATP binding.